Clupea harengus (Atlantic herring) is the source of this 3167-nucleotide messenger RNA. It is a transcript of the gene rgl3b, whose product is annotated as ral guanine nucleotide dissociation stimulator-like 3b. Gene Ontology annotation, molecular function: guanyl-nucleotide exchange factor activity. Gene Ontology annotation, biological process: Ras protein signal transduction. The record is from RefSeq and is a predicted model, not a curated record. Gene Ontology annotation, cellular component: plasma membrane. NCBI's taxonomy places the organism in Eukaryota, Metazoa, Chordata, Actinopteri, Clupeiformes, Clupeidae.
GUUCUGUUUGGAGUCCCUGCGGGUUUGACAGCAGUUCACACGCCCUCAUGUGAGCUCUCAAAUAGGGACUUCUCUUCCCCUGUAGACACCACCCACCUGACAGACAGCGUGCAUUCACAGGUGAAGUUCAGUGAAGGAGGAUCUGCUCUGCCGUGGGUGAAGGAACAGCUCGGACUCGGAUCGCGUUCAACAUUAUCCUGCAGUCUAAUAACUUGUGAAGACACGCUUUUUAAAGAGUAAAAUCGGUAUCGGCGAUAUAUGCUUAAAAGAUGUGACCAAUUUUGUACGGUUAACAUUUUUUUUAUUUUAUAAUGAAGUGUUAUUUUAAAUAGAUGCAAUUUUAUAUCAAGUGAUUAACAGGUUCAUGAGAUAUAAACAUGCAGCCUUAAAGCGUUGGCGUUUGUACUCUCUGAAGCGGGUUAGCCUACUUAUAUUUUUUCAUACCUGACUAAGCUGAAAUGGACGGGAUUACUCCUUGAAAGAUCCAUCGAAGAGCAGCGGAAGAUGGGAAAAUGGCAACUGACUAUGGACCCUGUUCAGGAGUGGGGUGAGGAGUUUGAGGAUGGUGCCAUCUAUGGGAUCACCCUGCGCAGGGAGCCGGUUCAGCCUGCAGCAGACACCAGCACGGCAAUGUCCUCCAAUAGUUUUGUCCAGUACCGGACGUGUAAGGUGCGCAGGCUGAAGGCGGCCACUCUGGACCGGCUGGUGUCCCAGCUUCUAGACCCGUGCUCACAGGAGCAGGACUACAGCCGUAUCUUUCUGUCCACCUACCGCACCUUCACCAGCACCAGCACACUCAUUGAGCUGCUCUUCAGUAGAGACAACCUCAGCUCUGAAGCUGACCUCAUGAGGUGUCAGAAGAGCGGUCCUCUGGAGGCCUUGGUGCAGACAUGGUUGGAAGAGCACAGUGAUGACCUUUGGGACCCUCCCCAGCACCCGUCUCUCCGCUUCCUCUCUCUCCACCUGAGGCAGCAUGCCUCCCUGUGCUCUUUAGCUCAGCGUUCUGAAGCGCUGCUUAAGAGUUUCCAGAGUCGAGUAAACAUAAACAACGGGAAAGCUGGUCUAGUUGAGGAGCCAGAUGUGGAUAAAGAUGAACUAGAGCCAGACAGACCAUUGGCUCAUCAAAACUUUAUGGAGUUCUCUGUGUUGGGCAUUGCUGAGCAACUCGCCAGGCUAGACUCUGAGCUGUUUGUGAAGGUGCAUCCAUUCCAGUGUUUGGGCUGUGUCUGGUCUCAGCGUGACAAAGAGAACCUCUCACCCACCAUCCGUGCCACCAUUGCUCAGUUCAAUGCGGUCACCAACCAGGUCAUCUCCUCCAUCCUCUGCCAAGCAGCCAGCUCCAGCCCGAGCCCGGCCUCCACGCGAUGCCCCAGCCAACCCCAUGUCCAGAGGGCAAAGGUUAUAGAGAAAUGGAUAAAGGUGGCACAGGAGUGUAAGCAGCUGAAGAAUUUCUCCUCUUUAAAAGCAAUUCUGUCAGCCCUACAGUCAAAUCCCAUCUACAGACUAAGAAAGACCUGGUCUGCUGUUAGUAGGGAGAGCGUGGCCAUGUUUGAGAGCCUGUGUGAGACGCUACCAGAUGAGAACUGUGUGUUGACCAGCAGGGAGAUCUUCACAGAGGAUGGAAGUCAACAAGCUAUGGAGAACAUUUCUCCCAAUAUGUUGAAAAGAUGCACCAUCUCAAGACAAAUGAGUGUCACUAAUGGAGUUGUUCCAUACCUUGGCACGUAUCUAACUGUUCUCACGAUGCUGGACACUGCCUUGACAGACACUUUGGAGGGGGGCCUAAUAAACUUUGAGAAGAGGAGACGGGAAUACGAGAUUCUCUCUCAGAUCCGCCAAAUGCAGGCUUCCUGCUCUCAGUACAGUUUGCCUCAUCACCCCCAAAUUGCUGCCUGGCUCCAGGACCAGAGGCUACUCGCAGACCAGGAAAGCUAUGAGCUUUCCCGUCAGUUGGAGCCUCCUGUGGAUACUUGUCCCCCAACCUCCAGUUCCUGGAGUCACCGAACCCUCACCAAGAAACUGUCUUCCCUUCUGAUGAGUGAUGGAUCCAAAAAGAUGUACGCAGAUCAGAUCAGUGUCUCCUCCUCUGGUUCCAGUGGCUCCGAAAUGGAAGACCUCUCAAACUCCUCUCCACUUCAACUAGAGUCACUCUCCAGGUCCUGCCAAAACAUGUCUGACUCCUUCCCAUCCACUGCAUCCUUGGACACCAGCAGUGCCUCUGGUUCCUCUACCUCCAGCUCGCAGCCAGACCUCUCGGGUCUCCCUCCCAUCCCAUUCUCUCCAGCUCCACCCAAGAGUACUUUGUCCUCCACACACAAACGAUCUGUGUCUAUGACAUCGCUGCCCGUGUACAACCGGCAGGUGGCCGACUCCUGCAUAAUCCGCGUCAGCAUUGCAGGCGGCGAGAGCAGCAAUGGCAACAUGUACAAAAGUAUUCUGCUCACCAGUCAGGACAAGACAAGGCAGGUGAUUCAAAGAGCCUUAGAAAAACACAACCUUGAGACCAUGAGGAGCCACGACUUCACCCUGUGUCAGGUUCUUUCAGAAGGCAGAGAGCUUCUCAUCCCAGACAAAGCCAAUGUCUUCUAUGCCAUGUGCACAUCUGCCAACUAUGACUUUGUUCUACGCCACUGCCCAAAAGGAUACCACAGGCCCCCACUCAGUGCAUCUGGUCUUGGUUCACUAACUAGAGGACAGAAGUAACAGCGCCAUCCAGAGGCUGGAUUUCAUGCAAUGUCCAAAUGGAUGCAGUCAAGCUUUUGCAUUGUUUGGCAAACUGUUAGCUAUAUUUUUUUAUAUUGUACAUUUUAUGUAAAAAAAAUAAUUUAAAUGGACUUUAUAAUGAGUAAGUUACUUGAUAUUUUUGUUAAGACUUUACUUCGAAAGCACUUUGAGAUGGAUCAUUGCAUUAACACUGUGACUGAACACAUGUCAAGUAGAGGCCAAGGAGUUUUUUUUUUUUUUUUUUUUUUGUCUUUUCCUGGCAGCAUGAGUAUCACAUGUUACUGUAAAGACCGGCCAGCCACUUUAUUCAUGAAGCAAAUGAUCUUUUAUGAACUGUACUAGCCUGUGAACACCCUCCAACCCCUCAAUACACACACACAGUUUAGUGCAAUGUGGCUGUUUCAAGUCCUAAUAAAAGUGGUGUAAUUUGAUAUUAUAAUACA